Messenger RNA from Pristis pectinata (smalltooth sawfish), 3043 nucleotides. Its product is annotated as melanocortin-2 receptor accessory protein 2-like. The record is from RefSeq and is a predicted model, not a curated record. NCBI's taxonomy places the organism in Eukaryota, Metazoa, Chordata, Chondrichthyes, Rhinopristiformes, Pristidae. Gene Ontology annotation, biological process: protein localization to plasma membrane; regulation of adenylate cyclase-activating G protein-coupled receptor signaling pathway. Gene Ontology annotation, cellular component: plasma membrane; endoplasmic reticulum. Bases 761 to 1234 code for a protein of 157 amino acids. Gene Ontology annotation, molecular function: type 4 melanocortin receptor binding; type 5 melanocortin receptor binding; signaling receptor regulator activity. The transcript has 6 exons.
GGCCGUUGGGGUCGGGCAACGGAGGAGAAGCAGCCACUGAGGGGGAUGAAAGGGGCAACAGGAUCCGGUGGCCUGGUUAAGCUGACGUCUUAGCUGAACGUUGCAAAGCCAAAAGCAAUGAGGCAGUUAAAACAAAACCGCUGAGAAUACUCAGCAGGUCAGGCAGCAUCAGUGGGAGAGACAGAGGUGAUUAACAUAAGAUAAGGAGGAAACUGGAGCACCUGGAGGAAACCCACACAGACACGGGGAGAACGUGCAAACUCCUUACGGACAGCGGCCGGAAUUGAACCCAGGUCACUGGCGCUGUAAAGCGUUGUGCUAACCGCUACACUACCAGUGAUUUUUCAGCACUGAGAGUAUUACCUUGUGAGCACCAAAUGCAUAAUGCUAAACUGGAAGAAGUACAAAUGAAUCAUUCCUUCAUGGCUUGUAAUGGAGAGUCCUGCAGAUGAAAAGUCUAAGCAACUGAUUGCUGCCUGACCUGCUAUGUGUGUUUCUGGCAUUUUCUGCUCGUUUUAGAUUUCCGGCAUCUGCAGUUUUUAUUUUGAUUUUUCAACGACUGCAAGAGAUAUGUUGGCCAGCAGAGGGAGAUCGUUUCCCACCUCAUACAGUGGCAGCGACGGCAUCAGGGACUUUGUGGCAGGGCUGAGAUUUUGUCUACUUCGGUCCGUCAAGUUAGGUGACUGAAGCGGAGGGGCAGCAGCUGAGCGGCUUUUCUCUCCGUGUGCUGUAGCUGUCUGGGUCUGCGUGCAUUUACAGGAUGGCUGAGGUCGGAAAUAUUGUCGCUCUCGGAAACUCCUCCGAGGAAUUGUUCAUUAACGACCCGAUUUACGAGUUCGAUUACGAAUAUUACGAAUUCGAUGUUUCAUUUGACGGACUCAAAGCAAAUAAGUAUUCCAUUGUAAUAGCCUUCUGGGUUGGUCUUGCUGUGUUUAUGAUAUUUCUCUUCAUAAUACUUAUGUUGAUGUCACGUUCUGGCCCUGCACCAGCACAAAUCGACAGUUCACGAAGAAAACCAGCAACAAAGUUUACUAGGAAUAAUCGUCAUCAAGAACAGGCAGAGAAUGUGAUCAACUGUGUUGUUUCAUCAUUACUACCACCUGACACUGGAAAAGCAGCAAAUGCCAGUUUCAGCAAUGAACAGAAGUGCCCUGAAGCCACUGAAGGACCGCAGUUACAGCUGGAUAAUACUGUAAUUCCUGGCAGAGUUAUUCCACAAUCGGACUACCCCUAACCUGCAAUAAAGUUCCUGUUGUUAGUCCUGGGAUAAACUUGUAGCAUCACAAUAUUUAGCAAUAUGGUCAGAAAAAAAAACAUUUGUGUAUGUUUGAAUAGUUCAAGGGGAUUCUUGGAAUUCUUCAUUGAAGUAGUUGGAGUUGUGCUAAACAACACCACUGGCAAAUAAAUGAUUAUGUUGGAACAGCAGGCCAGGCAGCCUUUGUAGCAAGAGGAGCAGAAGUUCUGGGCCCGAUUGUGCUGGCUCAGUCUCCCACAAAGAAAUGGUGACUGUGGAAACUGUCAAAAUCAUCAUUGAGUUACAAAGGCUGCAAUGUGCCCAGUCGAAAGAUGAGUGCUCAUGACCAGACUGAACUUCAUUGGAACAGUGUAGUAGGCAGAAGACAGGGAGCGGGGAUAGGAGAGAAGGAAUUUUGGGGUCAUGCUUGUGGGCUGAACAGAGAUGUUCCACAAAGCUAUCAUUGAAUCUGUAUUUGGUCCUCUGAUGUUGAGGAGACUGUAGCACGAGCAAUGACCUGGAGAGUGUGUGUGGUCCAGAGGAGAGGAGGUAAAAAGGGCAAGAGUUGCAAUUUCUGUAUCUGCAGAGGUAGGUAGCAUGGGAAGGGGGAUGGGUUUUGGUGGCAAUGAACAAGAAAAUCAUAAUGCUCAAGGGGGAAUAUUCUCUUCAAAAUGUUGAAAAGGCAGAGAAGGAAAGAUGUGUUUGGUGGUGACGUUGUGUUGGAGGCAUCAGAAAUGGGCAGAGUAUAAUGUGGGGGCUGAUGGAGUAGAAAGUGAGCACAAGGGAACCAUAUCAUGGUUCUGAGAGUGGGUGAGAACCAACUGCGGGAACUGGAUUGGACAUGGCUAAGGGCACGGCCAGGCAAAAGGGAGGAGAAUCCUCAGCUGAGGGCACAGGAAGAUCCUUCAGAACCAGAGUAAGCUUUCCCUUCUGCUCUACCAGCACAUUCAACAAAUCAUCUUGUUCAGUUUCUACCACCUACAGUGUAAUGCAAUCACCAAGCACACCUUCUGCUCAUACCCCUUCCUGCUGUUCUGGUUCUCUUAUUUAUCACCAGCAUUACCCACUCCCAUCCAAUGGCACCUACCUGAACAACUAAAGGAACUACAACACCUGACCUUGUACUUCUUCCCACCAACCAGGGCUCCAAAGGCUCCUUCUUGGCAAGGUAGUGAAACUUGUACUUUUUUCCAGCAUCUGGACAAUCAUCUCCACCUCACUGAGGACAUUCCCCCUGUGUUAUCUUCACCACUUCUCCACUCUGCAACGCAAGACAUGCUUGUUUUCUCACUUUUGCAGUUCUAAUAAAAUGUCAUCAACCUGAAACAUCAAGAGUGUCUAUGUCCACAGAUACUGCCUGGCCUGCUGAGUAUUUCCAGCAUUUUCUGUUUAAGUUUUCCAGUAGCUGCAGAAUUUUACAUUUGUAUUGGCAGCAAAUGCACGUUUCAAUUUUUUUCCUCAAUGUAUGCAGGGCUUUGAAAUAUCUACAGUGAAAUGUCAUGCAAGUAUGCCAGCGCCUUUAUUACUUUCUUAAAAAGGUACAGUUUAAACUCAUUCAUGGUAAUGCUACAUUGCAGAGUGUCUGAGGUGGCAGCUCCGGGUUAACAGAGAGGUUCUGGCUUUACGCGAGUGUGCCCAGGCAGGUACAUACACACUGUCACACACAUUCACUCACACACAUAAACACCCUUCAGAAAUUCUGCCCUCAGCAUUCACCGAAUCUGAUCUACACAGUGAGAACAAGUUUGAAAAAGGGACAUCUUCCAUCUGUGACUCACACCAAUAAGAAGUUGGCUUAAUACAAAAAUC